Messenger RNA from Oldenlandia corymbosa var. corymbosa, 3562 nucleotides. NCBI's taxonomy places the organism in Eukaryota, Viridiplantae, Streptophyta, Magnoliopsida, Gentianales, Rubiaceae. The record is from the annotation of a GenBank genome assembly.
AAAAAAUUCACGUUCAUUUCCUCUGGUCGAAAAAAUCACAGUCCACCAAAAAGAAGAAGAAGGAGAAAGUCUCGAAACUCCUCUUUUUAUUUUCCCAUUUCAUUUCAACAAUUCUCUUCUCUUUCCCCCAAAUCAUAUUCAAACCGCUGAAAAAUUAGGUUUUUCAUUCCUCCAAGAUUUCCUUCCGAUUUCGCUUUCACGACUCCUUUUUUGUUGUUUUCUUCGAAUCCUUGAAUCGAAGACUUUCCAGUUUUCUCAGCUCAGAUCCUCUGUAUAAAUUCUCUAUAUCUGUAUAUACUGUAAAGAAGAAAAAGAAAAAGCAGAAGGAUUAGUUAGGCUUCUGUUUUUCUGUUUUUUUGUUAGAUUUUUGUUAGAAAUUUGGGAUUGAAUUUCUUCUUUCAUUUCAUUCUGGUGGUGUACAUAAUUUGGAAAUAUCAAUUGACUUUUUAGGGUUCGUGCUUUUUGUGAUUUGAUUUUCUUGGAAUUAUGCCGGUUCCGACGAUUGCGUUGUAUGCAAGCCCGCCGAGCAGUGUUUGCUCGACGGCGCAUCCUUGCCAGAUAAAUUCGCACGUCUCUUAUGAAUACGAUUUGAAUUCUCGAUCGUCUCCGGCGUCGACGACGACGGCGGCGUCUCCGUCGCCGGCGUCCAAGCCGAUUAUUGGUGGCCUCUCGCGGUUGCUUUCGUCUCAACCGCCGGUCAAACACGCGAGUUAUUCCAGCUCGGCGGAGGAAUUCGGGUCGGGUUUGUGGCAUGACCGGGGCGGAGAGGAACUAAGCUGCGGCGGCGGCUCAUUCCGGUACUCUUCGUUGAGCAGCUUGAGCUCAUCAUCUCUGAAGCGAGAUCUGGGUUAUCAGAGUCCUGUGUCGGUGCUGCACGGUCCGGUUUCUGGCAGCAGUUGCAGCAGUGCAAUUGGAUCCGCUUCCUCGUUGUCAAGGAGUCCGCCGAAUUUGAGAAUUGGUGGUGAAAGCAUAAGCUCCGUCCGAUCUGGAAGUGGGGGUUUAUUUGAUAGGUUUGUUCGCCAUGCUUUAGGGUCGUGUGUUGAUUAUGAUUCUCCGUGUUUUGAAGUUCAUAACGUCGUAGAUUCUGCUUCCGGCACUGUUGACGAGUUGACGUUUAAUAUGGAGGAUAGUUUCACAGAAUCUAGUGUAGAACCGAAUGUUAAAGAUCUGCUUUUGAAGGCACAAUAUAGACAUAAGAUAUUUUAUGAUGAUGUUGUUGUAAAAGCUUUUUAUGAAGCUGAGAAAGCUCACAGAGGACAGAUGAGGGCGAGUGGCGAUCCAUAUUUACAGCACUGUGUGGAAACUGCGGUUUUGCUGGCGAUGAUUGGUGCUAACUCCACAGUAGUAGCGGCAGGGCUAUUACACGACACCCUUGAUGAUGCUUUUGUGACUUAUGAAUAUAUCUUCCAGACGUUUGGAGCUGGAGUGGCAGAUUUGGUUGAAGGGGUUUCUAAACUGAGCCAAUUGAGCAAACUUGCACGUGAAAAUAAUACAGCGUGGAAAACUGCUGAAGCAGAUCGCUUGCACACUAUGUUCCUUGCAAUGGCAGAUGCUAGAGCAGUCCUUGUAAAAUUGGCUGAUAGAUUGCAUAAUAUGAUGACAUUGGAUGCCUUGCCAUUGGUUAAGCAGCAGAGGUUUGCUAAGGAAACCUUGGAAAUAUUUGCACCUCUGGCCAACCGUUUAGGAAUUUCCACCUGGAAGGAGCAGCUAGAGAAUCUCUGUUUUAAGUAUUUGUAUCCUGAUAAUCACAGGGACUUGUCAUCUAGACUUUUGAAGUCCUUUGACGAGGCAAUGAUCAUCUCUAAUGUGGAGAAAUUGGAGGAUGUUCUUAAGAAGGAAGGCAUUUCUUAUCAUGAUCUUUCUGGGAGGCAUAAAAGCUUGUAUAGUAUCUACUACAAAAUGAUGAAGAAGAACUUGAGUAUGAACGAGAUACAUGACAUUCAUGGGCUGAGGUUGAUAGUUGAAGAUGAAGAUGAUUGUUAUAAAGCAUUGAAGAUUGUUCAUCGACUAUGGUCUGAAGUACCUGGAAGGUUCAAGGACUAUAUUGCAAAGCCAAAGUUUAACGGGUACCAAUCUCUUCACACGGUAGUUUUAGGAGAGGGAACCGUCCCUCUUGAAGUCCAGAUUCGGACAAAAGAGAUGCACUUGCAGGCUGAGUAUGGGUUUGCAGCACACUGGAGGUACAAGGAAGGAAAUUGUAAACUUUCUAACUUUGUGCUUCAGAUGGUUGAGUGGGCACGCUGGAUCGUUACUUGGCAGUGUGAGGCCAUGAACAAGGACCAAAAUUCAGUUGGUUACUCUGACACCUUCAAGCCACCUUGCAAAUUUCCUUCUCACAGUGAGGAUUGCCCUUACUCUUGCAGACCCAAUUGCGGACCGGAUGGACCUGUUUUUGUGAUCUUAAUUGAGAAUGAUAAGGUUUGUUACUGCUGCUUUUAAAAUUUGUGAUGGUAUUGUUCUCUUAUUUUGUCUUUGUUGCCACAUUGAUCUUGCGAACUUUUAUUUGCAUCUGUUGUACGUGAGUGUUGAAGUGAAGAAGGAUUUGUUUUAGGAUCUUAAAUGUUAUUAGCCAAUGCAAUGACUCACUGAGUAUUUGUGUUGCAGAUGUCAGUGCAGGAGUUUCCAGCAAACUCUACCAUAAAGGAUGUUCUUGAGAGAGCGGGGUUUUCUCGAUGGACUCACUACGGAUUUUCUCUAAAGGAGGAGCUUAGGCCAAGGCUAAACCAUGCGGCUAUUAGUGACCCUACAUGCAAGUUAAAGAUGGGGGAUGUGGUGGAGUUAACUCCGGCAAUUCCGGACAAAUCAUUGGUGGAAUAUAGGGAGGAGAUUCAACGAAUGUAUGACAGGGGACUUACUGUCCCAUCUCCAAUGGCAUCUGCAAUUUCAAUGGUUGGGUCACGAAGCUAACCCACAGGGUACAAAAUUCAUGUCGUAGUUGUAUCGUGUAAUCCUCAUUCUUGUAUAUAUAUAUAUAUAUGAACCAUAAAAUUGUGUACAUAAUUUGCUUUAUGAGGAAUGGCUAACUGCAUUUCUUAGAUUCAUCCUUACGUAUAUUUUUCUAUGCGAUAUUCGUAUCAAGGUUAGUGUCCAUUGUUCCAUGCACAAGUUACUAACGACUGCCAAGGACAAUGAAGUCGUGAUUGCCUUUGCUGUGUUUGGACUUUGGUGUAUCGCGGACAUGCCAUGUUCUCUUAUAUGCAUCUCAUGUGUCCCCGAGUCCGCGAGACUGAGAACUAGUGAGCUUUUCUCGUGGGAAAUGGAUGGAUAUAAUUAGGAGUACUUGAGAUAAUUCGUCAGGAUCUAUAGUAACUAAGGCGUUACUUUGAAGUUAUCUAGGUUUCCUUUCUGUUACCAUCCAAAACUUCAACAUUGUAACUUUGUAAGCAUAUGUCUUGACCCCUCUGAAUUCGAUUUCCGAUGGAUAUAACUCUUGGAAAAAUGAAAAGAGCAGGUCCUGAAAAUGUGAAAUAGCCCUAAAUAAAGACGCUGAAUCCGGCAAAAUAUUGCGACACCUUGUUCCUGGUUGUGUAUGUACAUCAAUGGCUUGACAAUUCCGGUGGAA